GAUAACGUAUCAUUUUAUAAACGACUCAAGGUCACCAUGAGUUCAGCACCACCUGGUUUACCAUUUUAUCCUUUGGCCAACCCAAAGGGUACUGAUUAUAAAUGCGAAAUCUGUGGCAAACCAGCGCUACUACAAUGUUCACUUUGUCGCGUCACAUUUUACUGUGGAACGGAACAUCUGAAACUCGAUUGGGUUGGGAUUCAUGAAAAAAUAUGUAUUAAAUUGAUGGCUAUCAGAAAGCCAGUCAGCUUCAUAGCGUCCGAGGAUGGUCGGCGCAAGGCUCGGGAUGAGCUGCAACAGACAAACUUGGAUAUGGUCAAGCUUACUCAGUUGGUCGGCCAAAAACUGCUGUUCGAAGGCAAGCAUGAGGAAGCGGUGCCUGCCGCUUUACAGUGUCUGAAGUUUACAGCCGAGGCCUAUGGACUAGCUAGCGCUGAGCUUGUCUCACCCUACCUAAUUCUUGCUGAAUCCAGCAUCGGCCUGGGACGCAUGUGUCAAGCAGAGGGAUAUCUGGCUCAGGCUCAGUGGACAUUGUUGAAAACGCAGCACGAAUGCUCAAAUGCCAUUCGCUCCCAGCUGCAUCGCAAGUUGGGACUUUUCUAUGCAGCUAAAGAAGAUUAUGAAUCUGCUCUGGAAAAUUUGGCUAAGGACAUAUUCUACGCCUCCUGUGAAUAUGGCACUGAUCAUAUUCGUACGGCGGGUGGCUAUUUCCAAAUGGCGGAAGUAUUUCAUGCAAUCCACAAGAGAGACGAAGAAAAAUGUUUGGAAACACUGAACAACCCACAAAAUAAUUCAGGCCCACCUAUUCCAACAGGUCCAUCAGCAGCCCAACAGAUACCCGGAGUCCCACAGUCAUUUCCAAAAACUACUGCCUUAUCAGCUAUUCACUGCUGUGUGCCGGGUCCCCCUUGCGUACAUACUGGAGCUGAGCAGCCGUUAACACCGCCAACUGAUAAACUGGCUGUUGCCGACAGCUUGUAUGCCAGAGUAGUUGACAUCUGGUGCGUCCAUUUGGCUGAGAUCGUGCGUGCCGUCACGCAUCGUCCAGUAAUUCCCGAGGGGAUAGGAGCCGUUGUGGCGGAAAUCACACAAGAAAAAAUGAAAACAUUAGAUGAUGCACAAAAAGCUGAAGCGGAAAAGAUGUUGUACGCAAUUGAGAAGUAUCGUCAUCAACGUCUAGUUCUAGAAACAUCUGUACCUAUUCAUCAUGGGCUCGGAAGACCAGACCCAAAAGUCCGACUUCUUCUCGCUUUGUCGAUGUUCAAUUUUAUCUCGGAUCGGAGAAGCAAAGCUGCACAGUACUUGGCUGAUGCUAAAGUAUCCUACGAAUUUGCAAUCCCACACGAAAUACUUAAGGAGGAAAUCCAAUUAAUGAUGGACGCACUCGAGCCAAGGGCUGAGCCUUGCAUCGGUGCUAAGUAGACUGCCAACUGAGUCAUUCUCCCAAUCACAAACGCAAGGAUGAUUUAGCUCGCCCUGGCCAGUGUAUGAUUUCCUACAACCGCGGGUUACCCGAAGAUCUUCGACUGUACAAAUUUCGGUGGAAAAGGAAUCGUUUUUUCGAACGUACACCAGUGGUCUUAAAGUCAGUAAUAUCAUUUAAAAGGACGAAGUACUCAGCGAUCCUACAAACAGGUCAAACUCUGCCUAAACGCAUGCACGCUUUACGCGUCCCACAAAUCUUCUAUUGGUUAUUGAGACUGAAAGUCCACACCCUAGUAACCUGCUACUCAACUUAUGUCUCUAUAUUCCUAUCAUUCCGUCAACCGAAACUGUUGGAACUAGGACAUCCCAGAUGUUGUCAUUGGCCUUCAUUUUCUCUUUCCAAAACGGUUAGCCUAAGUAAGAAGUAAUGGAAACGCUUUGAGGCUGCAUAUAUCAUAUUAAUGAAACAUUUCAAGUGCAGCCUAAAAUGGGAUCUCUUCCUAAGACAUUAAAGCGUUUAUCAUCCCCUGUUAUCUCUUGAAUACUAAAAGAAUACUGAGGCCUCGUACAAAGAGGAAGAUUUCUUAGGAAUGGACAAGCAC
Dicrocoelium dendriticum is the source of this 2027-nucleotide messenger RNA. The record is from the annotation of a GenBank genome assembly. Lineage: Eukaryota; Metazoa; Platyhelminthes; Trematoda; Plagiorchiida; Dicrocoeliidae.